Molecule: messenger RNA, 1635 nt
Organism: Saprolegnia diclina VS20
Lineage: Eukaryota; Oomycota; Saprolegniomycetes; Saprolegniales; Saprolegniaceae
Exons: 2
Coding region: 416-1522 (368 amino acids)
Biological process (GO): interstrand cross-link repair; protein monoubiquitination
Cellular component (GO): Fanconi anaemia nuclear complex; nucleus
Molecular function (GO): ubiquitin protein ligase activity
Source: RefSeq, a predicted model, not a curated record
GCCGGAUGCCAUGAAGGUGGAGCCAACGCCAGCAUGAAGGUCCAGCCGCUCGCUCGCUCUCUCCUGCUGCAGGGAUGGGGAUCGAAGACUCGUUCAACAACUCGGGUACCCAUCGUGCGAGCGAUGAAGCGCAAGCUACUCCAGCGCGACGCCUGUCUACAGCCGCAGCAUCGCCGCGUCACGCAGCACCGAACGCCCGGCUUCCAGCUUGCCUCGAACGCAGCGACAAGCUGACCACGGACCCAGUAUACAGCAGAGAAGGAGAGAGCGGGACGAGCGCCAUGCCAUUGACCGGCCGUCGCUCGCGCAAUCAAAGCAUCGUGGGUGCGCUGCCGGCGUGCCACGUACGGUGUGCUCAAUUGCGUGCGUUUAGCCAGCCGGGAUCGACCACCCAAUAGAAACCGAGAACGCGACCAUGGGAGCGCUCGUGCCCGAAGAUCUGGCCGGGACGACGUACCGCGGGUUCCUCGACGUCGCCGAUGACCGCCAGUUCCUCGUGCGCGUGACCAACGUGGAGGGCUCGAGCCUCAAGGCCGCCGGCCUCGAGCUCGACGACCAGCUGGCGCAGCUGCUGCGCCCGCACAUGCACGUGGUCGCGCGCCGCCUCCAGCAGAGCCCGACGCUCGCAGCCUUCAUGCUCGAGCUCUACGACCUCACGACAAGCGCAUUGCGAGCGCCGUCGUGCGCCCUCGAUGUGCACGCGCCGGCGCUCACGUUCUUUGAGACGCUGCUCAAUGACGUGGCGCAGAUCGGCUGGGACCGCAUCGCCGAGGUCAACACGGACAGGAUCGGCAACUGGAACGGUCUCCAGGUCAAGGUGCUCGACGCCAAGCAGCGCACGCACAUCGUCUCGUUUCUUAUGGAUGCAGCGUACCCUGCGUCGCCGCCUCAGUGUGCGGCCGACAUCCCUGAGCCCAUGCCGCCGCUCCAGUGGUCGGCCACGAGCACCCUCGCCGACGCGCUCGACCAGGUCACGACGGUCUUGGCCAAGUACCAAGACUUUUGGGACGUCCUCGACGACUUGGACAAGAAGUGCUACGUGCUCGAGCCGGCGCGGCCGACGCGCGCGUGCAAACGACGGCGCCUCGCCGUCGUGCCGCAAGCGUCUCUGCAGUUUGAAGUCACCGACCCGCUCAACCCGCGCGCGUUGGUCGACGUUGUCUGGUUCGGGAACGAAGCGACGGUCGGGCCGCUCCGAGAGACGCUCUACAAGCAGCUGACCAAGUGGAAGCCCGCCGAGACGCUCCGGAAGAACCUCGAGCGCGUGUUGAGCCUCAAGUUUCCGUCGCCAUCGACGACCAAGCGCGACGAGUUCCAGCAGGAGUGCGGCAUCUGCUACGCGUACCGAGCCGAAGACGGCGCGAUUCCCGGGCGCAUCUGCGACCAUAAGAGCUGCGCGCGGCCCUUCCACGAGCGCUGCAUCCUCGAGUGGCUCACGUCGAUCGCGACAUCGCGCAAGUCGUUUCAAACCAUCUUUGGCGAGUGCCCGUACUGCCGCGAGCCCAUCUCGGCCAAGCUAUAACCUUAAUAGCGCGCUGUUUGCCCGUAGCUCGACCGCCUCAAGUUGCUCUGCCAAUGACUCGGCAAGCGUCACUCGUUUCAAUGAGACAUCGUGGGCUACUUGUACAUCACGCG